Acanthamoeba castellanii str. Neff is the source of this 1845-nucleotide messenger RNA. RefSeq names its product protein kinase domain containing protein. Bases 1 to 1845 code for a protein of 614 amino acids. Gene Ontology annotation, molecular function: protein kinase activity; ATP binding. Lineage: Eukaryota; Discosea; Longamoebia; Acanthamoebidae. Gene Ontology annotation, biological process: protein phosphorylation. The transcript has 9 exons. The record is from RefSeq and is a predicted model, not a curated record.
AUGACGGAGGAUCUCAGGAGGAUUGAGGCAAAACGACGUGGCAUCGUGCAGUGGGAACCAGGCCAGACUCUGAUCAAGGCAUCAGAGCUCUCCUAUGACAGAGAAAUCGCACGCGGCAACUACGGUACGGUGUACAAGGGCAGAUGCCGCGGCUUUCCCGUCGCCAUCAAGCUGCUCCACAACCAGCACCUCAUCGAGCCCAAAAUCGAGGAAUUGAAGCGCGAAGUAGAGAUUAUGAGUUCACUGCGGCAUCCGUGCAUUCUGCUGUUCAUGGGCGUAUGCACGGAGAAGGACAACCUGGCAGUCGUCAUGGAGUACGUGGACGGCCGCGACCUGGAGAGCAUUGUACACGACAAGGACGUGGUCAUGACCACUGCACAGCAGCUCUUGAUCGCCAAAGGAAUUGCCCAAGGAAUGAAUUGGUUGCACUGCCUGAAGCCGGAGCCCAUCAUUCACCGCGACCUCAAGCCACCAAACGUGUUGGUGACGAAGGACUUUGAGGUGCGGGUGUGCGACUUUGGUCUGUCGUGCGUCAAGGAGAAGUUCGACCCCAAGGCCCCGCCCAAGGACAAGGCCGUGGGCACGCCCGUGUGGAUGAGUCCCGAGAUCCUCUGCGGCCUCCCCGCCAGCGAGAAGUCCGACGUGUACGCCUUUGGACUCGUUCUCUGGGAAUUGUUUACGAGGAAAGAGCGGCCAUUUGCGCAUGUGACGUCGUUCUCCGAAUUCUGCGACGACGUGAUCGAUCGAAAUGUGCGACCCACCCUGCCCGACGAGGUGCCCAAGCACAUCCGACGGCUUAUCAAGGCCUGCUGGCAUGGCGACAUGGACAAGCGGCCAAGCUUCGAGCAGAUAUUGGAGAAGAUCGACGAGCUGGUGGUCACGAACUCGAUCAAGGACAAGGUGGCCCGGAAUCUGUGGAAGAUCCUCAAGGAAACGGAAACGGCUUCGCACUACCCGUUCUACGCCGAGUGGGACAACUUCAUCGAGGUGCUCUGCGGCGCUCUCGGGCUGCCGCUGGAUACGAUACCACCUGAGAGCACCAUCUACCAGUGUGCCAAGGCCAUACUGGCCGAGGAAGAACGGGACCUGACCUCGAGUGACGCCGCGAAGAAGUUCCUGGUCAGCUGCGAAAGCUUUGGCCGAUUUGUAGAUGUGUUCGGCCCGCUCAGAAGUGAUAUAUUAUCUAAUUUUGACGAGCUGUGCAGAACGGGUUGCUUCCACGGCUCGAUUGACGCCAAGGAGGCCGAGCGACGAUUGACCGGACAGCGAAGUGGUUGCUAUCUCGUGCGACUCUCUUCCAAAGACAACUGCAUCGCAAUCACCAAGCGGCACAAGCACGGGUUCAACCAUCAGAGAGCGUUCCGGAACGAGAAGGGGUUCAACAUCCAGAUCGGCACCAAGUGCCACCUGUUCCCGUCGCUGCUGGCCUUCCUCAACUCCCCGCAGGCCCGGUCGAAGAAGGACGGCCUCUACCUCAAGUGCCCGUGCUUCACCGACUCCAAGUUUGCGCAGAUCCACAAGAAGGGCGCCGAGGAGCGCGAGGUGAGCUACGUCGGCCUCGACUACAUCCGCGAGGGCCUGCGAAACGCCAAGGUCUCAUCCUCGUCCAACAUCUACGGCAGCAGCACCAACAACAACAAUGGCAACAGCGACAACCAUCAUCAUCAUCAUCAUCACGACGGCGGCGGGCAUGCGCCAACGAUCAGCAGCCACUCGGCGAGCAACAGCAACCUCGUCUCGCACUCGCCCAUCUACGGGUCGGAGCCGCAGGUGGUGGUGGAGGAGGAGAAGAUCAGGAAGAAGAAGAAGCGGCUCUCCUGGAGGAAGUCCAAGAACUACGAGUAA